Messenger RNA from Ylistrum balloti, 843 nucleotides. RefSeq names its product testis-expressed protein 52-like. NCBI's taxonomy places the organism in Eukaryota, Metazoa, Mollusca, Bivalvia, Pectinida, Pectinidae. The record is from RefSeq and is a predicted model, not a curated record. Bases 1 to 843 code for a protein of 280 amino acids. The transcript is spliced from 2 exons.
AUGUCCACUGCAACCAUGCCAACAGUGGAAGAACGUGAGUUUCUCAAGGUUCCUUCCGGGGUUAAACAUAGUGGCUUUACGCCACGUCCGAUACAAAAGUUGGCUGAGAGGAAAAAGCCAAGAACAAUGUUAAAUAUAGAAUGCAAUCACUUCCUUCGAACAAAAACUGAUGCAUUUACUCAUGGACAUCCAAUGCUUGGUUACAAGUUGUGGCUGGAAGCUGGAAAACAUGAGGCACCAUAUCCUAGUCGACCAGAUGACAACUAUAACAGUAAUGUGUGGCGCAACUUCCGAAGGCAGUAUGGAUUUAGUGCAACGGCAGAUGGACGAAAAAUUUCUGAUGUUAUUGCCUCCAUGUACCCUCUUAAUAUACCUCCUCCAUCACAGGUUGGAGAUCACACUUUUGAUAAAUUUAUCAGAGAAAGUUCUCUGUUUAACAAUGAUAAAAUGAAAGCAUUAGCAAUGGAGAGAACAAAGAAUGAUGUGGUUGAAUUUAAACGCCUUCGAGUGAAAAGUGAUGCAAGAAAUCCUCCACUUGAUGAAUCUGGACAAAUUGUACCCCCGGAAAAUUUCAGAAAAUAUGAGCAUCGUUUUGUUCCUCCUCCUCUUCCUCCUCCAACACCCCCUCCAGCCAAUCAGAAGACAGACUCUCUCGGACAACGAUAUGUGCCUAAGUCUGAACCACACUUAUGGAAGCUUUCUUACAAACUGUCUAAUCCACAGUAUGAACAUGUUCGACAGGAAAUUCGUAAGCGUCAACAGAUGAUGAAAGAGGAAACGCCACAAUCUCCUCAACCUCAUAUCCCCAAGAACUUUCCUUCUCCAGUCAACCGUAAAAUGUAA